This is a messenger RNA of Rhagoletis zephyria (snowberry fruit fly), 23020 nucleotides long. RefSeq lists its product as uncharacterized. Gene Ontology annotation, molecular function: chitin binding; chitinase activity. Gene Ontology annotation, cellular component: extracellular region. Lineage: Eukaryota; Metazoa; Arthropoda; Insecta; Diptera; Tephritidae. Gene Ontology annotation, biological process: carbohydrate metabolic process; chitin catabolic process. The record is from RefSeq and is a predicted model, not a curated record.
UUCCGCGAGGAGCGGUUUGGCAAAGCCUCUUUCUGUUAUGUGCGGUGCAUUUUAUUAAUGAAGUCCGCUCGGAAGGCAGAGUUGUUUGCUACUACACAAAUUGGAGUGUCUACAGACCAGGCACAGCGAAAUUCAAUCCACAGAACAUCAAUCCAUACUUGUGUACACAUUUGGUGUACGCUUUUGGUGGAUUUACAAAGGACAAUCAGAUGAAGCCGUUCGACAAGUACCAAGACAUUGAACAGGGCGGCUAUGCCAAGUUUACCGGACUUAAAUCGUACAACAAGCAAUUGAAAACAAUGAUUGCCAUUGGUGGCUGGAAUGAGGCCUCCUCACGCUUCUCCCCGCUUAUGGCGAACCCAGAGAGACGUCAACAAUUCAUUAAGAACAUUUUAAAAUUCCUGCGCCAGAAUCAUUUUGACGGCAUCGAUCUAGAUUGGGAGUAUCCGGCGCAGCGUGAGGGUGGCAAGCAGCGCGACCGCGAUAAUUAUGCCCAGUUUGUGCAAGAGUUGCGCGCCGAGUUCGAGCGUGAGUCGGAGAAGACCGGACGUCCACGUCUGUUGUUGACAAUGGCCGUGCCAGCGGGCAUCGAGAACAUCGAAAAGGGUUACGAUAUACCAAAACUAAACAAAUACCUCGACUGGUUCAACGUGCUCACAUAUGAUUUUCAUUCAUCGCACGAACCAUCGGCUAAUCAUCAUGCUCCAUUGUAUUCGCUGGAGGAAGAGUCCGAAUACAAUUAUGAUGCCGAGUUGAAUAUUGACUAUUCCAUAAAAUUUUAUUUGAAAGCUGGCGCUGACCGCGACAAAUUGGUGUUGGGAAUACCCACCUAUGGACGUUCAUACACGCUCAUCAAUGAAGAGAGCACAGAUAUUGGAGCGCCAUCGGAGGGGCCGGGUGAACAGGGUGAUGCUACCCGUGAGAAGGGAUACUUAGCGUACUAUGAGAUAUGCCAAAAUCUGAAAGAGGAUCCUGAAUGGACCGUUGUGCAACCAAAUCCGAACGCGAUGGGACCUUACGCCUACAGACGCAACCAAUGGGUUGGCUACGAUGAUGAAGCCAUUGUACGCAAGAAAGCUCAAUAUGUCGUCGAAAACGGCCUAGGCGGUAUAAUGUUUUGGGCCAUAGACAACGAUGAUUUCCGUGGCACUUGCAGCGGCAAACCAUAUCCACUGAUAGAAGCGGCCAAAGAAUCGAUGUUAGAGAGCUUGGGACUUGGAAUUAACGAAGUCGCCAAACCAAACGUGCCCAAGAAGCCUUCACGUUCGCGCAGUCGUGAAAAUUCAUCUUCGAAACUCAACCGGAUUAGUGGCAACAGCGAUGGUAAAGGCUCCUCCAGUCGCACAACCUUGAGUAGUGGACGGCGACGAACGCAGUCAGCGACCUCCACUACUACAACACGUGUGCCUGAGACCACAAUACGACUCACCAAUGCAGAAGGUUCCUCAUUGUAUAUUGGCGGUCGUGUUACAACGCCAGCACCACCGACCACACCAGAUCCUGGAGCUGAUUUCAAAUGCGAAGAGGAAGGGUUCUUUCAACAUCCGCGCGAUUGCAAGAAAUACUAUUGGUGUCUGGACAGUGGACCGUCUGGCUUAGGCAUUGUGGGCCAUCAAUUUACCUGUCCCUCUGGCCUAUAUUUUAAUCCCGCAGCCGACUCGUGUGAUUUUGCGCGCAAUGUACCCUGCAAAACCAAAAAAACCACGACGGCGGCACCUAUCAGCAGUACUACUACAACAACCCCCACGCCCCGUCCCACAGCUUCCCUGAAUCGAAUCACGUCUGCUACUUCACGCACAUCUUUCUUUAGAACUACUUCAACCACUACCUCGACCACUUCAUCUCCCAUAGAAUAUGAAGACGAAGAGGAAGAAUUGGGAGAGGAUUUGCCUACUCAUUUUAAAGAAAAAGAUGCUGAAGAAGAUCCACAGGUCAUAAAAGAGCUCAUCGAGCUGAUUCGCAAGGUAGGUGGAAUUGAGGAGCUGGAAAAACAUUUGCUACGUAAGGAUGAUGGCACAAUAUCAAUUAAAAGCAGCUCCAGUGAAUCGAAUGCGGCCACGACUCAAUCGCCGAUUAGCAAAGAUCUCUACGACAAAGUACUUAGCAAACCCAAUACCUACAAUUCGUUCCGUAAUCGCUUCACAUCGUCGUCACUGUUUCGAAAGUCAGGUCAGACGAAUAAACAGGAAGAAGCAAACUCCAAAUUUGAAAGUGAUGAAUCACAAUCUAGUGAAGGCACCAGUAGUAGUAGUUUUUCAAAAUAUUCUUCUGUUGUGCGUGGCAACAGCAGGCAGGGUCCCCAAAAUGAGGGUCUAGACAAAUUGUCGGAUUUCGAUGGCUUCCUAAAAGAAAAGAAACAAUAUGUUACAAUUAAUAGAAAUAGAGGCUCAUUUAGAGGACAAGAGGAUGAAGGUGAAGUAGAAGAAAAACCAGGCGCAGAGCGUGAAAGCAAAGAUGAUGAAGAGGAGGAGUUGAACAUUAAAGAUAAAACUACAAGGCGACCGACGAAUACAGUGACACCCUCGUAUGGGAGCAUACGACGUGCGCGACCAUCGACGGUGCGAACCGAAACAGAAGAGGAAUCUGUUAGCGACGAAGAAGUGAGAACUAAUGAGCAAAAAGAAGAUAAGCGAACAUACAGUACAUUUAGUCGGAAUCGCGGCAGGUAUACAACUACUGAAAGCAACCUAGGACCUGAGGAAGUUGAAACUAAUUCAAAGAAGUACAACUAUCUGGAACGUGCACGCCUUCCAAGUAGACUUCACAAUUCGUUUACCGGCCGGGGCGAGGAAAGUCCAUCCGCAAGCGACGACGAUGAGGAUCAAGAGGAAGAACAAAAUGUAACGGUACAAUUAAAUGGGACAGCAAAUGAUUCCACACAAACCUCAACACAAAGCACAACACGCAUCUACGCGAGUAUAGGUCGUCGUACCACGACUACAACAACAGAUACUCCAACCACCCAAGAAACUCCAACUAAAUACAAUUUAUUAGAAAACACGUUUAACAACGAAACACCUGAACCAAAUUUACCUAUUACUACCACUGCCACAACAGCAAAAGACUCACCCACUCUAUCAAUAACCAUCAAAAAUACUAAUCCCGAUAUCAUGCCCAUUGUAACCACAACCGCCACAUCCACAUCCACAUCCAAUCCUACCAUUUCCACUACAACUGCUUCCGCAGCCACAACUACAUCAACCACAUCAAACGAUAUUGAUCUUAACGAUUCCGUACCCACAAUAACCACUCUUUCACCAAACUUUAAGCAAGAAUCAAAAGAGCCUUCACUCCUUUCACUUGAUGUCAAUCCCCUUAUUGAAAAAUCCGCCUCUAAGUCAAAUCCAACGACCGCAAGUGCUACUGAAAAAAAGGAAAUUGAAGGCAUUGAGGCGACAGCAGCCACAACCACUACGACUGAAACAUUGACAAGCACCGCCACAGCAACAGCCACCACUACAACGACUGACACUGACCAACCCCCCACCGUCGACGAGGUAACGAAUUUAAGCAAUAAUCGCUCAAAGACACAAUAUAAGUACACAACAAGAACACGAAAUGUAACAAUACCAACAACAACCAAAACCAACACUGACUCAGACAACAUAGAUGAUGAAAAUCAUAUUAACAGCACAAACAACAAGAAAAACUACAAAAUUUCAAGUGAAACAAAGAAAACUAGUCUGAAAGCGGGUAGUAGUAGUAGUACGAAUGAUAAGCUAAGUAGUAGUAAUAGAGGUAAUACCGUUAAAUACUCUGGUGGUAGAAGACAACAACAAUUGAACGAGUUACUAACUCGCAAAAAUCAAAUCCAAAAUCAACAGACGGAUCCCACAACGGAUUCCUCAACCAUCAUAACUACUACCGAAACAGCACCCACUAACGAGUUCCUGGGGCAAAUAUCUAGUCCUAGACCUUUCGGUUUCCCCAGGCAUCGUACGCGCCCGAACAGUUCCAAUCCAACAAAUACCGACGAAAUUAAGUCCACCACUGAGAGUGCGGAAGAAGAUGAAAAAAGCGUAGUUAAGACGAGGUUAUCAGCGGCAAGUGCUUCCAAAAAUAAGGUGAGUUCCAAUUCAGAUGUGUUGCAAGUACAAAAAGGAUUGGAAACAAAUGAAGAGGGCAGCACUACGCGCACCCACACAAAAACAAAAAUGCACACCCACACGCAUGUAGUAGAUGAAGUAGACGGUGUUAGUGGUAUAAGUAGAAACACAAGUAGUCUAAAGCAUGUUGUAGAUAGAAAUUAUAGAUUAAGUAUAAACGAAUCACUUUCAGCAGAACAGAGUGACAUUAGAGCGAAUGCAUCCAGUGAGGUAAAGAGUUCGAAAUUCGAAGGCAAUGCCGAACAACUCUCUAAUAGAACUAGUGACAGCCAAAUUUACGUUAAAGUUACACAGCCGAAUACGUUUUCUACAAAUUCCAAAGACGAGACGUUCAAGACAAGUAAGUAUCGCGGUAAAAGUUUGACGACAGAGAAUGGGUCAGAGGAAAAUGGCGUUUCAAAAGUGGCGGACGGGAAGACAAAUUUCCGUAGCCGAGGUUUGAAAAUGCUUAGCGAUGAAGAAGCCAUGGAGACAAACGGUGAGCAAAAUUUGGGUGUAAAAAUAGAAACAAAAGAAAUUACUGAAAUUGCCAGCUUCAACCGCGCUCAGUCUACAAAUACUACACUCAUCAAAGACACAGAUUCCGAACUGCCUCCUCAAUUCAAUAGAACCAUGAUGGAAACCAUAACGGAUGAAGGUAACGGCGAGUUGAAAAUCCAAAGAACUUAUACCACAAUCACCAGGAAUGCAGAUAGCUUGGAGCAAGAAAAUUCGAUUGCUGCUGGAGAUUCUAAUUUUGCAACCGGAAGUGCAUUCGUAUCCUCCAACGACAUCCAAAACACAACCACUGUCGAAACACGAGAUGAUGGCAGCGUAAUUCGUACAACAACUUAUCACAUAACUAAUACAAGUGAAAAUGGCACAGUUAUAACGACGACAGUCGAAGAGACAACAAUAACUAGAACAAAAGUAGAAAGCCUCAAUGUGGGUAGUAAUGUGUAUAGUGGAGAUCGCCACAAAUAUCAAACAAUAACACGUCGUACAGAGGGUCAUGAUCCAUCCACUGAAAACAUUCGUUACAAAGCCAUUGUGCGGGGCAACGAAGGUGUACACUUAAGCGAAGAUAAGUCUUCCUCAUUCUUCCGAAAUAUUGCAGAAGUUGCAAAGCAAGCGGAAAAAAAAUCUGAAAGCAUGUACCAGGGUAUCUCACGUGGUGGUCACUUACCGCAAUCUUUUCGUGAAAGCACCUCGGGACAAGUUACAGGGAUCGAGGACAAAAAUUCGAAAGCAGAUAACGCAACGCUCACUAAUGAGCGAGAUACAAACAAAUAUCACACAAUUAAUCGUACCCACUCAGCGGCUAUUAACCAAGAUUACUCAACUUUACAGACGUCAAACCAACGCGAAAACAGCCGCUUCACUGACAAAACGAGUAAAGAUUCCACUGGUGAGUGGGUUGGUGACAAUCUGUCAAAAUCACAAACGAGCUCCCAAGAAAUAAAUAAGCUUAAGGUGACAAAUAGUGUAGCUGCCACAAAUGGGUCUGCUGCAGCUCUAAAUAACAAAACUGCGACCCUUGAGGGCGCAAUGGAAGCUGAGAAUAUCGCGGCGGAAAUUUUUGACGCAGAAAUAAGCUUAACAGGACCAAAUUUAAAAAAUAUUUCCGCAGAAAUCUCAGUUUUUGAAACAAAUUCGAAAACCGAAAGAUAUUUCCCAAACAACCCCACAGAUCUUGAUUAUACUACUAUUUCUGUGGAAUUAACUACUAAUAUUCCAGAAGUUAGUGAAACAACUCUGUCCUCCACAGAGCACACUGAACAGCAAGUCAUAAAGAAGAAUUCAACUGAAAUAAAAUUUACAGUUCGAAAUAGACCUACUCCCAUCAAACCGCAUUCACCAGCACACACUGUCACCAGUACAACCUCUCGGAAAGGAACAACAGACAUCACCGAAGAUAGCUCCAUCGAAAAGCACCAGAAGGUACGAAGAAAACCAACUAUAAUCACUGCACCAGAAAUUACCGCCGCCAGUAAAGCUGCAAUAUCCUCAGAAAUGGGAAAAAUGUCUAACAAACAAGUUUUUACACGUUAUAAGGCUCUCUCAUCAUCCGAAAACGUAGAGAAAAACUCGACUGAAGUAAGAUUCAAAGUUCGCGGCAAACCAACUACAACUACAGAACCAGAGGUUACAGACUUCCCAGGAUUGAGUGAAACUAUAUUAUCAUCCUCCUCUGAAUCCGGUGAGAUUUCUAGUAAACGAAACGUUACACGUUACAGAACUGGUAUAACAACCGACGACAUCCAGAACUAUACAAUUAAAGCAAAGUCUAAAAUUCAAGGUGCAACCACUACAACCUUCAGGCCAGAAAUCAUUACCUUGGCAGAAACAAGUAGAACUAAAAGUCGAAGCAGACCCACUACAAUUGCAACUACAGCACCAAUUACGACCACUGAGGCUGCAUCGAAUGAUGAGAACUCGAAACUUCAACGUGAUCAAACUACAACCGUUAUACCGGAAACUACUGACGUCCCAGAUACAACCGAUAUCCCGCUGGAAUCGACUUCCGAAUCCAGCACAAUCGCGAAUAAACGAACCUUUUCUAGUAAACAUGGCGGAAUAUCCUCUGAAAUCGUAGAUGCAAACUUCAGUGAAGAGAUGACUACCAUUCCAGUUAGACUAACUACAACUACUGCACCAGAACUCACCACUCUCCCGGAAAUAGCGGAAACUACUAUAUUGUCGGCCGAAGUUCUAAAGCUCUCAACGACUGAAGCAACAUCAACCGACUAUCCAGAAACGACGGAAAGAAUUAUGGCUGGCUCUUCUGAAUCAAGUGAAAACUUUAACAACAGUAACUUCAAAAGUAACAGAGUAACAACGCCGUCUGAAUUUGAGGAGGAUAAGAUGACUAAAUCUAACUUUAAACAUCGUAAAACUAGUGCUUCCACUGUUAUUAAUGAUGAUGCCGUAUCACACACCUCAGCUAUCAGUCACCGAAACUUGGUGCAAUAUAAAGAUGAAACUUCAUCCGAAAAUGUGAAGAAAAUCAGUGCUGGUGUAAAGUCCAAAGUUAGAGGUAGGCCACUUACAACGACUCUCCCAGAAAUAAAUGAAACUACGGAGUCAGCUCCUUUUGAAUAUGAAACAACUUCAAGUGUGGGCACAACAUCUGAAGUGCUAGAGGAUAGCACUAAAAAAACAAACAAAAGCUGGCUUGGCAAAACAACAACCAUGGCAUCAGUAACCACCAUCUACCCAGACACAACCGAAAGUUCAUUCUCAUUUAUACCCGAUACAACCACCUCCGGGCCAAGUUUCGAGAUUCGCCAGGGUAGCACAUCGACUGAGGCACCAGAGGAUAAGUUUAUUCAAACAACACCUAUGGAUAAAGAAACAUCAUCAACAAUAGUAGCUCCAGUUACUACGGACACUCCAGAAAAAAGUAUAUCAACUGCAUUACCCACCACUGAAGCUAACGAACCAGUUAUAACCACAAUUCCGUUACCAGCGAGUAUUUUUGACUCAACUACAAACGACGUUCGUUUUUUUGAAAAUAUAACCACUAAAGCCCCAGAAAUAGCUCACAGCACCGGAAGCCAAGGUGUAACUUCCACUCCUGAGCAAACGACAACGGAAAGCAUAACCACGGCAGCCACCCCAAAGAGAAAUACGUCACAACAAGAAAAUGACGUGACAAAGCACACCUUUCACAAAACGUCUUUCAUCAAGACAAAAAUACUUAACAAAGUUUCGAAUGCAAUGACAGCAAGUGUCGGUGGAGCAGAGUUGCCUACAAGUGAGCCCAAAUUUAAAAAUAAGGCUCAGACUACACACGAGUAUGUACUAAAAAAUAGUGCUGAGGCUACAUCCACAUCUUUGCAUGGAUUUGCUCGAAAUAAAUUACGGGUAGCGGUAAAGCAGGAACAGAUAUUGCACAGCUCACAAGAAACAUCAUUAGAAAAUAUAAGUAGACAAUCCAGUGGCAAUAGCAAAGAUGAAAUCCAUAACAGCUCAACAACUGAAACUCCACACCGACGCACUACUCAUCGGGGUACCUACCGUCCAAGUAUGGAUAAGGAUGACUUGUCCUCCUUACUAUCUGUGGACGUAAAUAAACAUCGAUCUUAUAAUCGAACCCAAUACAACCUCGGAAAGGGAAUAGACGUGGAUGGUGUAAAUGAAGAAAGAGAAAAUGCCGAUUCGUCAAGUGAGCUUAGGCUCCGACAAUCGAAUGCCUCACAGCAGGAAACAAUCAACUUUGACUCACAUGUGAAGGUAGAGGCUCAAAAUGUGGACCAGGACUUGAAGUCAACAAAUGCAAGUGAGCACAUCAGAAGUCGUUCGAAUACGGGAAAUCGAAAAACUACUGUAAUUAGAAGAAGAAUAAAUAGCAGUCGAAAUGCUGUCAAAAUAGCCAAGGAGACAAUUGGAGUAAAUGGAGGUGAAGUAAGCCUUAAUUUAGGCAAAAAAGAGAGGACUAUAGCCACUUCCGGGUUAAAUUCAACUAAAACUUCUGCUACAGUGCAAGACUUAAAUCAUAAAGGAACUACUAAAAACGCGGCGGCUACUUUUACCUCUGAAGAGGUAGGAAACUCUGCCGAAAAUGGAUCUGAUCAGUCUGGUUCGAAGUCAGCAAAGCAAGCAGAUAGUAUAUUAACAGCGAGUGAGUCAGAAAAAGUUGACAUAGGAACGGAUGAAAGUUCUUUAAGCGAAAAUGGCAAAGGAAGAAGCAAAGACGGCCCAAAGAUCGAUGAGAAUAUUUCCGAAAAUGAUUCAUCAACAAAAGAAUCAUUAAUAGCAAGCUCUUCUAGCUACAAAGGAAGAGAUGCGAAGUUAGAUAUUUCUGCUCAAAGUAAUCAAAGCAGCACAACCUCCAAUACGGAAUCCACAUCGAAUUCAAAACGUCUCAGCACAGUUUCGAAAAAUUUAAAAAUAGUUGGAACUGACAUUAAUUCAACAUUGCAGGUCGCAACGGAAACUUGGAAUGCUGAGAAUACAGAAAGAAAUUCGACAGAAGCCUCUAAAUUUCCCGCAAAAGAAAUUAGUUCAGAUCAAUCAUACGAUACAAGUAACGGUAGUUUAACAAGGAACCGAACUUCUCUCAAACCAUAUAGCACACGUGCUAGAUAUGGCGCGCGUGCGCAGUACUCGAAUCAAGGCAGACUCAAAGCCGCAAACCGUGUUGGUAGUUCGGAAAGAGUUUCUGCUACCAAUGUAAUAGAAGAAAAUGGUGUCAUAAAAACUGGAACGCGUACCUAUAAUACAGCUGAUAAUGCGAAACAGAAGACCUUUAAACGUGUGCACACCAAAACGGUACAAAAAACUGAACCUGAAUAUGAGUAUGUAUAUGAGGUCGUAACUGAGAAGAUACCGGCCAGUACACCACGACCUGUAACACGAAACCGUGGUGGUGUACGCUUCCGAGAUGCGGAUUUAUCUUCACUUCUUUCACUAGAUUUUGCGCCGAAAUCAAGACGAAAGCAAGACAGUGAAAAGACGAUCGUCAAGACAAGAAGAAAAGUAAUUAGAAAACCACCUACUGUGAUGGAAAAUGACAAUGUUGAGGAAUAUGAAUAUGAAGAAAGAACCAGACCACCACGACCAACCACAACGAAUGAAGCUACUCCAAUUACGCGUCGGACACGACCUACAAGGCCAUUGCGACCGACAACAACAACAUCGCAAAGUGUUAGUGUGAUAGAAGGAGAGGAAGAAGUGCAACUGGAAGCGAUAACUACGGCGCCAAAACAAAUAACCAGAAUAGAGGUUUCUUUAAAGAGGCCACGUUUUAGGGAAACAACAAAAACAACCACUGAGGUUCCCGAGACCACCGAAUCCGUAAAGACAACCACUGAGCAAGUGAUACAGACAACGCGAAAAGGUUUUGCAUUCAGAAGGCCGGUGGCAACAACCCAGGAACCAACUGGCACUACUGCAACAGCAAUUACGAAAGACAGUGGAGCAACAAUAAAGCCAGAGUUACGCCAAAGAGUAAUAAAUUUACAAAGGCCGGUGAACACAACGGAAGAAGAAAAGGUGAAAGACGAUAAGCUUGACCCUGAAACUGCCUCGAAGCAAUCCGUUGAAAUUAGUACACCGAAUUCUCACAUAACUAACAGUGAUGAAGACGCAAUUGCGACAACCACACUGACUCCACUUGAAGCAACUACGUCGCAGACUACUAAAACUAUGCCUUCAACCACUACUGCUGAUGCUGUGACAAUGAUAACCACAGGGAGAUCUUCUGAAAUAACUUCGUCCCACAAUUCCAAAUCUGCGGAGGAUUCUUUUGAUAUUAUCAAGAAACAUAUCUCCAGCGCUAUGAGUACACUAAAUGAAAAUGGCGAAGGUAAUAGUUUCAGGAGUGGUACUACAACCUUAACAAAGACAACGCUUACAAAUGCAACUGCACAUAAUGACGAUGGUAAUCUCGCAACAAAUUUAGAAUCAGAAACGGGUGCUUCACUUGAGGAGUCGGUUUCGAAAUUGAAUAAUGAGCUCAGCGACAACGGUGAAGAUUCUUCCAUCUCAUUGCCAAUUUAUCACAGAAGGAAAUAUUACCAGUACUACAAAGAUUCGCCAGUGAUCUAUAUAGGCAAACCACAGCCACCUCUUUCGACACAAACCAGCUCUGUCGAUAUAAAGAAACAAAUACACGAAGUUUUUAAUAUAAGUAAUGACAGCAAUACAUCUGUUGCCUCUGAUGAGAGCAACACAAAUGAUGAGCAUUUUUUAUUGAAAACCCCCGGGUCAAAGUAGAUGGGCAUGGGGGCAAAAUCAAUCGGUUCAAAAUUUACAACAUCUGGAGAAGAAUUAAUUGAUGACCAAAACGCAAAAUCCGAAUUGGAACAAAUAUUUGCUGCAGGUAUUGUUCCAUCGACCAACAAGCAAGCCAAGGACGAAAUUGAUGAAAAGCGCAACGAAUCAUCACAUCGUGUUGGUAAAACCUUUAGAGAACAAAACUCCAAAAUUACAAAACUUUCGGCCCUUAACCCCGACUUAGAUUCUGCCCAAGCCAACCCCACUACUGAAACAAUAUUACAACAAGAAACACCGACUAUUAAAAUAACAAUACUUCCACAAGAUUCAGAUGAUCGAAACGAAGACUCACGCGCCUUGCGCAAUUAUACAAGAAUUAACCACAUACGUACUACAACAGAAACCUCCAAAAAAAGAGUUAUCAGCGCGCUAUAUCAAUUGCGAACCAAAUCUACUAUUGAAAACGAUACUAGUAAAACCAUAAAUGAGACUGAAGAGCAACAAUCAAAUAGGACACAGUCUGUGUCAGAAAAAGUAGAAGUGAUGCAAAAUGUUGAUGUCGAAAAUGAGAAGAAAACCACUAACCUAAAUGUUGUUAGUGCAACAAAUCGACGAAUUUUCAAUAGAUUUACUAAACCAACUCGUCGAUUUUCAACGAAAAGCCCAGCUGAUGAUCAAUUGAAGCAAGACUCCACAAACGAUGACCAAACUAUAUCCAGUCGUCCCUUUGCUAGAGUGAGUUCAACAAGAAAUUCAGCGGAUACCAUUACAAAUGAUCUCUCGGAGAGUACAACUAGACGCUCUUUAAAUUCUCUAAACUUAUUAGGAUAUAGAACAUCGACUGCUAAAACACCAGAUAAAAGCGAGUACAGUGAAAUAGAAUGGGAGAAAGACAAUACCGUAAAGACAACACGCAGGCCUUUGAUUACCUUGAACAGAUUUAAAGCUACAACAGAGAGAUACGCAAAAGAACAAGAAAGCAGCGAGGUAAACCCAACAGAAAAUACGAUUACAACAGCAACAAUAAGACGGACUUAUUCUGCAAUAAAUAGACUACCUCCCAAAUCCACUACGCCGAGAACAGAUUAUGAAAAUUCAACAGAGAGUUCAGAUGAGGAUAGCACUAGUAUUAAUCUAAGCACCGAACGCCGACCCAUACUUGCAGUAGACAGACUGCGGAGCACAACGGAAAAAACUGUGGAGUAUAAUCAAGCAACUCGUCGCCCCUAUGUGUCGCUUAUUCGUAAAGUGCCGACAACAUCAACCGAAAGUAACAAGGACGAGCUCGAAUUACUGAAUGGUAUUUCUGCUACCGAAAGCUCACCAGAGAAUGUCCCCACACUAGCAUAUGCAACCACAAAUAGAUUUAAAAACAAAGUUUCUACUGAAAGUUUUAUCAAAUCUAGUAUUGACGAAGCAGAGAAAGGAGAAGAAAAAUAUGAACUGAGCGGAGAGUAUACAACAAAGCGUACUUAUUUGGCUUUGAAUCGUUUGCGCACAACCACCGAAAUAGUGGAAAGUGCUGAAUCGAGUCAAGGCGAUGUAACAGAAAUGGCUGAAUAUCACUCUGGUAUUCUCAAAGAAAGCGAGAUUGAGAUCGCUGAACAAAUAGCCAAGCACAGUAAUAGCUCAACCUUAGAUGCUGAUAUUGAAGAUACUACGAUGAGUGGAGAUAUAAAAGAACAAAAUGCAGAAAGCGUUAUCCUAACUGCUACAUCGCGCAGGCCUGCCAUAAUACCAAAGCGUAUUUACACCCCAACCACUCCAAACGCAAAAACCAAGGAAACUGAAAUAGAAGAGAGUGGUAAUACUAUUCACAAACGAAUACAAAGCAGCACCUAUUCAGGUGAAACACUAAGUACUACAGCUGGUGAAACCGCAGUUCGUGAAUUUACACUUAAACCGACUGUAAUCCGAAGACGUUUGAAUGCAACGAGUACAACGCUGGAAACAGAUCUAACUACCGAUGCCACAGAGAGUGUAAUUCUACCUACAACGCGUCGUGUUUAUGCGACUUUUACUAGAACGCAAUUGAGUACAACAACUAUAAUUCCAAAUGAGUCGUUAGAAAGUGAUGAAGACACUUCAGAUACGAUGAUGGAAGGUUUCACUUCUGCCACCAAACUUACUUCUGGGCAAACGAAUAGACACAGGGCGCUUUUGUCGCAAGAAGCGGCAAAUUCCGAGGUGAUAGAAAAUGACACUGGAGACACAACCCGUGCCCAAAGAAACUUCACGACUUCGAAAACUGCAGAUGUCAAGUUAAGCAGCGAUGCAGUUACGCAGGAUUCAACAACCACAGUUCGCAAUUUCAAUCGCUCGAUCCGCUUUCGUAUUACAACCGAGGCAAGUGCGGUGCCAAGCGAAAAAGAAACCACUGAAACGCCGGCAGAUUCAACGAUUCGCCGCGCGUUUAAAACAUUCGAUCGUUCAAGGACAACAACUUUAGCACCUACGGAAACGUUGACAACAAAACGCACUUUUAGUAUUUUUAGCCAAAAAGAACGGCCAACUACAACAAAGCGGCCCUUAACACCAGCAAUAAAUAGAAGUAUAUACCAAAAGCACGAAGAGAGAGAUUUGGGCGAAGAGGAAUACAGCGAGGAAUACGAUGUGCUGAUAACUUCGGAUAGGUCAACAUUCCAAAAGCCUCAGACCUUUACGAGGCAACAACUCGGUACACGAAGUCCAUUUACUCGACCCUUCACAGAAAUUACAGAAACGUAUGAUAAAUAUGAGGAUAGUGAGGACGAAGACGAUGAAAGUUCUGUAGAAACUAAUGACCGACCACAGUCACUAAGGCGACUACAAGUACCUAGACCUUCAAAUGAACUGCAGAGUAGUCUAAAAAACUUACGAAAUAGUGUAAAACAAAGUGAGACACGAAAUAAAAAUGGCGAGGGAGUAGUGAACCCGAGACCGCAAUCACUUUUUACUGUCAGGGCAAAGACUAUAGAAACAAUUAAUAAUAGAAGAACGAAAAUCAUUUUGAACGAUGACGAACUAGACAACAAGCAGGAAAUUGACAUUGAUGAAGAGGGCAAUAGCAAGAGAGUUGCCAGGCCUUAUGUGAAAAAUAGAGUACCUAGUUUGUCCGCAAGUCGUAGUAAUACUAAUCGUUUCGGCACCUUAGCAAAUUAUUUAAGUAAAUCUAAAUCUAACAACACUCAAAUAACCGAUGAUGUUAGUAGUAAUGUAGAUAAAGAAGCGGAACGUGAGGCUGAUAAUCUGAUUGAUAAACUUGAUUAUAAUGAUGAAGCUGAUGAUCGCAGCUAUAAUGAUAAGGGUAAUGAAGUUAAUUCUAACCGACGUUUUCAGAAAUAUCAAUACAACCGCUCAAGAUUAACAACUACCACAACAACGACUACUGCUGCUCCUCCUACUGCCACGAAAGCACCAUCAAACCUAUUUUCAUCGAAGCAAUUGUACCAGUCGAGCAGGAAUAGAACAGCAACUACAACAACAAAUCAGGUAAAUGCGUUAGUAGAUGAAGGGGAUGAUGACAUUGAUGAUGAAUACAGCACAACCACAAUCACCGAAAGCACUCUGAGCUCUAGUCCAACUCCCACACUCAGACGGAUACGGGUUUUAAAGUACCGUCGUCCCAUCGGCGGCACAAAUACAAUUAGUAAUGCUACUUUAGUUAAUACUUUAAAUAGUGAUAGUAGUAAUUCCACAGUUUUUAGUGUUACUAAUACUACCAACACUGUUAGCCAUGGUUUAGAUACGCUCAACUCGAGCAGACAGAAAUUAAAUCGGACAAGAUUAGAACCUCUGAAUACCCAAGACUCAAAUGCAAAUGAAUCGCAAAGCGAAAGUCCAGUAAGUGCAGAUGUGGUACCCACUAAACGGUUCCGUAAAGUCAUACGCAAAUUAAUUCGGCCAGUUAAUCGCACUGUUGACGGCACUCCGGAAGUGCCAUUUACAGAUCAAUCGCGUGUUAAUGCCACGCGUUACGGUUCUAGACGUGGGAAUAGUUUCCGAGAACAUACGAUUGUUUCUGAGAAUGUGGGAAGUACGACCACUUCAUCGAAAAACUUUAGCUUAGAAAGUCUUAAUUCAAAUGUCACGUCGAACGACAGUAAUUUCAAUGCUUCUAGAACUAUUUUAUUUGGCAGAGGCAGUCGAGCUCGUUUCGGUAACCGCCUUAUAGCUAAUAGCAAUAGAGAACUGCCGAAAGUGGAUGAUGACGUUUCUGAAACGCACAAUGAAACAGAAACUGAAGAAGAUAACGUGAGUGUAACAACAAAUACGCCUUCAGUUAUUUCUACACUCUUAACAGAUAAAGACAGCAGCUCUAGCAAUAUUACAGUUGUAUUGACGCGCUUUAGUAGCACGACGAAGGGUGCCAUUGAAGAUGCACAAGCUGUUAAUGAAAACGAUAGUGAAGAUGAAAACGUAAAUGCCGAGGUAGAUGUGAAAGAUGAGGAUAAUGAGGAGGUGAGUGCAACAUCAUCCGCCUCCUCAGAAGAACAAGACACGGAUGUUCAACGUAGUCGGUUGAAUAAGCUUACCUUUACACGUAACAAUGCUGCACAAAUUACUCCAACGAAUUCUAAUGACGCUACAGUUCAAGAAAAACCACGACCCGAUGUUGCAUCGACACGUUUGAAAAAGCUAUUACCCGAUGACAAUACGGCAACCGCUAUAACCAGCAAUGAGCUGCAACAAAAUGAGAUCGGAAAAGCCGUUCAUGAUACUCAAACGAAGAGUAUAGCAUUCCGACGUCCAUUCAGUCUGAUUUCACAUACAAAAACUACACAAAACGAAAGUGAAAGCCACAGAGAAAUACUAGAAAAUGUAGAAGUAACAACGACCAAAGCUCCUUUUACUCGCCCAACGUUCCGCAGAAAAUUAAUCGCUAAACGCCCAUACGUCCCAGCGAAGGUUUCCGGUAUUACCAUUUCAACUAUAGUUCCGACUUCACCGAAACCAACAAGAAAGUUUGUGCGGCGCAAGUUCGGGCGCUUCCAUCCCUUCAAUGCCGUUAAUCGCAACAACGGCGAGGGUUUUGUCCGCAUAGAUCCACGAAGUCAACUGCUUCCAGGAACGAAGCGUUUCCGUCUUGAGAGCGGCAAGCGGGUACCUAUUCCAGAUACUGAAACUUUAGGAGAGGAUGACGAAUAUGAAGAGUACGAGGACGAAGAUGAAGAGGAAGAAGAGUCAACUCCGAAAACCGACCAAAAUAAAUCCCAAAAUCCCCUCUCACCUAUCUCAGUUAUUACUCUAAGACCAGUAACACGCCCGUCAAGUUUAUUCAAUAGAACAUCAACCACAUUGUUGCAACCGGUUAGGGACAAUGAAAAAAAAGUUGAAGAAGAAAAUGAAGAAGACGAAGAUGGUGAAGGGGAUAAGGAGGAAGAAGAAGAAGAAGAAGAAGGCGAGGACGGAGAAGAUGGAGAAGAUACCUAUGUGGAUAACGAUGCACCAAAAGACACAACACCUAAGUUCAAUGCGCCCACAUACCGGCCCAAGGACAAUCGUGUUCCACCAGGUGCAAGACCCGUCCUACCUUCUUCAUCUACACCAUCAUCAUCUACAGGUAAAGUAUCUUUUAACGGAAGAGGACGCCAGCAACCUAAUCGCUUUGCCUCAAGCACCUCAGGUAAUCGUUUUGGUUCAUCUACGCCAGGUAAUGCGCGCACUACAAAUAGACCGCGCGUCGUGAACCGACCGCAAGGUGUGGCACCGCCAAGUCUGCCAGUUAAACNUCCCCUCUCACCUAUCUCAGUUAUUACUCUAAGACCAGUAACACGCCCGUCAAGUUUAUUCAAUAGAACAUCAACCACAUUGUUGCAACCGGUUAGGGACAAUGAAAAAGAAGUUGAAGAAGAAAAUGAAGAAGACGAAGAUGGUGAAGGGGAUAAGGAGGAAGAAGAAGAAGAAGAAGAAGAAGAAGGCGAGGACGGAGAAGAUGGAGAAGAUACCUAUGUGGAUAACGAUGCACCAAAAGACACAACACCUAAGUUCAAUGCGCCCACAUACCGGCCCAAGGACAAUCGUGUUCCACCAGGUGCAAGACCCGUCCUACCUUCUUCAUCUACACCAUCAUCAUCUACAGGUAAAGUAUCUUUUAACGGAAGAGGACGCCAGCAACCUAAUCGCUUUGCCUCAAGCACCUCAGGUAAUCGUUUUGGUUCAUCUACGCCAGGUAAUGCGCGCACUACAAAUAGACCGCGCGUCGUGAACCGACCGCAAGGUGUGGCACCGCCAAGUCUGCCAGUUAAACCAAUUGCCACCACUUUUGAACGUACCACUCCGGUAAUCCCAACCAAACCGGCACCAUUUAUUCCAACCAACACACGUUCUUAUGAGCGAAAAUACAUAGCCACCUCCACAGAAACACCGGAAACUAAUAGCGAUAACUCACUUAUUGAAGAUCUAAAUAUUGAAGCACUAAAUGCACGCAACAAAAAGAUAUUUGAUAUCAACAGCAAAAAACACACUACCCUUAAACCGAAAAUCGCCAUAACAGGCAGUAAACAAACACCAACAGAUCAAGAACAAGAUACACAAGAUCUUACCAAACAAAACACAGAAACUGAAAACGAUGAUGAAUACACCUCAGUUGUUGGCGGUAACGAAGGUUACAUAACCACAACGCCACGCACACCCGCCUCCGGCGACACGAACACCGAUUAUUAUAUCAAUGCUAAUGAAAUCUCUUCACAGGACAAUGAGCCAGGCGCAGAACGUACUGGGUACACGACGCAACAAACACCUACCACGACUCUUUUGCACGUUUUCACGCAGACAGGCCACGACGAGCCAACACAUCGGCCACCAACAGCGAAUGCCAACUUCAUUGGCCGCCUUGUCCCCGAGAGAGCACGUCCGAAACACAAGGUGGUAGAGAUCAAUCGUAUUGUCGAGAUUACCUCAAAAGAAGACAAGCUACGGCGCAAAUCAAAGGCGAAUCAUGAGUUCCUCCAGCCGAUCGGCACGUCAAAUAUACGGGUCGAGGAAUUGCCCCAUGUAGAACAGCUGGGCGAAAUCAGCGUUGUGAAGUAUGUCCAUCUAGUCGAUGGCAGUGACAUUUCCAUCGACGGCCACAGCACAGUUACCGAUUACACUCCAACUGAGCCAACGGUCUCAAUGCCCGUAAGAAAUUCGUUGCCCGAGGGCGUACCUUACUAUGUGCCCCAGUAUGCGUACUCUACGGAGAGUGCACAAGCACGAACUACAUUGGAACAGCGGAAUGGUAAAGCACUGGUACCCGAGGUGAUAAGAAGCGCAGUUGAGAGUUCGACAAUAUCCUUGGAAGCCCUAUUCGAUGGCGAACGGCAAGGUAAAGAAUUAAAUUCUGUAAAUAGUGUGUACUACAUAUUCGGAUCAGAUGACAAAAAUUCAACCAGUACCAGUACCAAUACCGCUAACGUGAACGACAGUGAGAACGAAACCCAAAACAUAAAAAUCACAAUUCCAAAUACAGGUACAAGUACGUCUUUACCGACCUUGUUAACGAUGACCACCACUGAGAGUGCUUUGCCCCUUAACCUAAAUAGUGAUAUUGUAAAUAACAUACCUAACGAAGCAUUCCCAAAUUUAGAGUCCACAACGAUUGUAGGCAAUAGCUUUGUUGAGGAGAGCACAACAAACAUACCGCUCAUAUCAAACUCAACCACCAUUGAGGCAACACUUUCCGUAAAUGGUGCCGCAGAUGAUGUUAACAACAAUUUCUUGGAAACGACCACAGUUAAGACCGCAACAACCGAUGAUGGUCCUACUAAUGCAGAUAAUGCGGUUAAGUUAAAUACAUACGUAAGACCCGUUGUCCCUCUACCCCUGUUACGCCCUGAAUCCAAUGAGUCCUCCCCCUUAGUUAUUACAAUAGCUAAUCUUGACAAAGUCAUACUCAGUAAAGUAGAUCGCACCAGUUCAGCCGAAAAUAAAUCAACUACCUACACAGACACAGUCUCGCAAACGAAGACACAAACACUAUUGGGAGAGCCUAGACCCGUAGAUUCGAAUGCGGAGUACUCAAGUCGCUUUGCUUCCAUUAUUGAGGCUCCCACCAAUCUCGUACACGUUGCAGGUGGUAAAGCCAACAACAAAGUUGAGGGUAUGUCUCAGCACGAAGUGCACAGUGUUGGUAGUGGUAGUGGCAAUACUGAUGUAGGUUCUAGUGUUAGUGCGAGUAGUAAUUCGAGUAGCUUAAGUAGUGGCAGCAUAGUGACAGAAGUGAUAAGUUUUAGUACAAAGACGCAUGUUGUGCGAAAGAAGAAAUCUCGUAAACAUAGAGCGCGAAAAUUGGGAAAGUCCAGAAAGCGCCCCACCACCACAGUGCCACCAGUCAUCGCUGCAACUGGAACAACCUCACCGAGAGUAAACAGAGUGGAUGAGGGGUACCUAAGUAGCAGCAGCAGCACAAGCACAACCAAGUCUUCAGCUAAAACGGCGACAACGCCCAGAGUAAGGGUGAACACAGAAACUGAAAACGAUGAUGAAUACACCUCAGUUGUUGGCGGUAACGAAGGUUACAUAACCACAACGCCACGCACACCCGCCUCCGGCGACACGAACACCGAUUAUUAUAUCAAUGCUAAUGAAAUCUCUUCACAGGACAAUGAGCCAGGCGCAGAACGUACUGGGUACACGACGCAACAAACACCUACCACGACUCUUUUGCACGUUUUCACGCAGACAGGCCACGACGAGCCAACACAUCGGCCACCAACAGCGAAUGCCAACUUCAUUGGCCGCCUUGUCCCCGAGAGAGCACGUCCGAAACACAAGGUGGUAGAGAUCAAUCGUAUUGUCGAGAUUACCUCAAAAGAAGACAAGCUACGGCGCAAAUCAAAGGCGAAUCAUGAGUUCCUCCAGCCGAUCGGCACGUCAAAUAUACGGGUCGAGGAAUUGCCCCAUGUAGAACAGCUGGGCGAAAUCAGCGUUGUGAAGUAUGUCCAUCUAGUCGAUGGCAGUGACAUUUCCAUCGACGGCCACAGCACAGUUACCGAUUACACUCCAACUGAGCCAACGGUCUCAAUGCCCGUAAGAAAUUCGUUGCCCGAGGGCGUACCUUACUAUGUGCCCCAGUAUGCGUACUCUACGGAGAGUGCACAAGCACGAACUACAUUGGAACAGCGGAAUGGUAAAGCACUGGUACCCGAGGUGAUAAGAAGCGCAGUUGAGAGUUCGACAAUAUCCUUGGAAGCCCUAUUCGAUGGCGAACGGCAAGGUAAAGAAUUAAAUUCUGUAAAUAGUGUGUACUACAUAUUCGGAUCAGAUGACAAAAAUUCAACCAGUACCAGUACCAAUACCGCUAACGUGAACGACAGUGAGAACGAAACCCAAAACAUAAAAAUCACAAUUCCAAAUACAGGUACAAGUACGUCUUUACCGACCUUGUUAACGAUGACCACCACUGAGAGUGCUUUGCCCCUUAACCUAAAUAGUGAUAUUGUAAAUAACAUACCUAACGAAGCAUUCCCAAAUUUAGAGUCCACAACGAUUGUAGGCAAUAGCUUUGUUGAGGAGAGCACAACAAACAUACCGCUCAUAUCAAACUCAACCACCAUUGAGGCAACACUUUCCGUAAAUGGUGCCGCAGAUGAUGUUAACAACAAUUUCUUGGAAACGACCACAGUUAAGACCGCAACAACCGAUGAUGGUCCUACUAAUGCAGAUAAUGCGGUUAAGUUAAAUACAUACGUAAGACCCGUUGUCCCUCUACCCCUGUUACGCCCUGAAUCCAAUGAGUCCUCCCCCUUAGUUAUUACAAUAGCUAAUCUUGACAAAGUCAUACUCAGUAAAGUAGAUCGCACCAGUUCAGCCGAAAAUAAAUCAACUACCUACACAGACACAGUCUCGCAAACGAAGACACAAACACUAUUGGGAGAGCCUAGACCCGUAGAUUCGAAUGCGGAGUACUCAAGUCGCUUUGCUUCCAUUAUUGAGGCUCCCACCAAUCUCGUACACGUUGCAGGUGGUAAAGCCAACAACAAAGUUGAGGGUAUGUCUCAGCACGAAGUGCACAGUGUUGGUAGUGGUAGUGGCAAUACUGAUGUAGGUUCUAGUGUUAGUGCGAGUAGUAAUUCGAGUAGCUUAAGUAGUGGCAGCAUAGUGACAGAAGUGAUAAGUUUUAGUACAAAGACGCAUGUUGUGCGAAAGAAGAAAUCUCGUAAACAUAGAGCGCGAAAAUUGGGAAAGUCCAGAAAGCGCCCCACCACCACAGUGCCACCAGUCAUCGCUGCAACUGGAACAACCUCACCGAGAGUAAACAGAGUGGAUGAGGGGUACCUAAGUAGCAGCAGCAGCACAAGCACAACCAAGUCUUCAGCUAAAACGGCGACAACGCCCAGAGUAAGGGUGGUGAAUAUUGCUUAAUAGCGAUGAAGCCUGGAGCUUUCGUUUAGCUUAUUUCAAGAGUUAUUUUUGGAAAAGGGAAGUCGAAUCAAAUAACAGAAAGUAGUAGUAGUUGCCCAUAUCGAUUGAAAAUUGUUGAAGAGGAUCGAAAAGAAAUGAUUAUCUCUAAACAAUAGCGUUUUUUGCUUUAAAUACUCAUUAUAGUUUAUAAAUUUCUAGUCUUACCGUUAUUUUGUCCACAACCAUGACAUAUCGUUAUACAUAUAUGCUGAGGUGUAUUAAUAUGUUAAUAAAUAACUGUAAAUAAAUAUUAAACGUAUCUAUGAAAAAACCAUUGACUUCGUUUGCUUCUUAACAAUUUUUAUUUGAAACUAAUGGAAGCCUAGCAUUAAUCUCUCUUUCUCUCUCACACACACUAUUUGCUUUACGCUUUCUCUUCCAGCUCACUGUCACUCUCUUCUAGCCAUUUAUUUUUGUUUUCCUUUUAUACCCAAUGCAUAAGGUUGUUAGUGCCACAUAAACUCAGAUCUGAAAUCAGCUGACAAACUAACGGGGUGGCUUCUGAACAAACAUGAGAGAUGAUCACAGUACAUUCAUAAUUUGUUUUCUAAAGAUAUGUCACUUCUACAAUGAAAAAUUACGACAAAAGUAUAAUUUAUUCAUAUGUAUACGGGUAAGAAGUAUCUUCAAACAAAGUUUAGUCUUUAAGGGCCUAAAUUUCACUUCACUUUGACAAAAAACUAUCAAUGCAAACUUUAAACAAACAUUAUUAUAGUCUAAGCUUUUCGAUGGAGCAAACUUUGGUACAAUUAAGAUGGAAGGAAGGAGGAAAAUAUAAAUUGGAUCAUACUUGCAACUUGCAAACGCCUUUCCUAAAUGUUGCCCUAGUCUUUUUGAGAUAAAUGCUCAGAACAUCGACGACCACGAGAGCUUGAACCUUGAACGCGCCCAAACUAAAUAUUUUUAAAACUUAAAAAAAGUUAUUUUAGCGGGAUAUGUUUUGGUAGUCAUUAGGUUAGAAGAAGAAAGAAAUUCCAAAAGCACAUAUGAGAGUUUUAGGUCACAGUAGAUACCUCAGAUUACACUCGAUCAGCGACGACCAGAGAGAACAUUCACUCUAUAAGCUCCCAUAUAAAAUCGCGAUAAAUCUUAAAAAAAAUACUCCUUCGAAAUAUUUUGAUAGUGACUGAUCUACUACUUUAAUCUCAAGCAAUUCUAACAAACCCCAUUCCCGUUCUCUUCCACUGGUAAUUUAUCUGAAGUCUUUAAACCUCAGAAAUUUUAAAGAUUCCCCUCCCCCCAUAGAGGGGUACUAAAGCGGAAAAUGAGUGUGAGGGAAUUUGGAAAACCCUCAAUCUAACUAUGCAUUGGAUAUAAAGAGUAACACCUGAACAUUAAUAUAUUUUUUUUUCUUAUUUUUUUACCAUAACCUCAUUAUGCCUGACUAUCGUCGUAAAAUUUAGCUGAUACCGAUUCCAGUUUUGAAUUUUUGUAGCGGUUAUUUAUGAGUAAGCUGUUUUUCAUGGCAGAAAUACACUCGGAGGUUUGCCAUUGCCUGCCGAGGGGCGACCGCUAUUACUUAGCCUUUUUUUGAUGCUGGGUUGAACUGGGCGUGAACCCAGCCUAUGCGGAAGGGUGCGCGCACUAUUAACCACUACACUACAACGGCCUCUUCUCAUAAAAAUACAAUCGCCGUUCGGAGUCGGCGUAAACUGUAGGUCCCUCCCCCUUUUUUUUUGUGUGACAACAUCAAGGCGCACACCACAAAUCGGAGGAGAAGCUCGGCCAAACACUACCAUAUGUGAAAGCGCCAUUCAAUUAUUUACUUAUAAGUAAAUAAAUUAGUUACUUAUCCACACAACGGCUUUUUUACUCUGAGGAAUCGUUAGUGUUCAUGUUCUUCACAUAAA